This is a messenger RNA of Gadus chalcogrammus (walleye pollock), 1139 nucleotides long. RefSeq lists its product as uncharacterized. Bases 48 to 1139 code for a protein of 363 amino acids. The record is from RefSeq and is a predicted model, not a curated record. Lineage: Eukaryota; Metazoa; Chordata; Actinopteri; Gadiformes; Gadidae. The transcript has 4 exons.
UGAAGUCAUUAGCAAAUUACCCCUCAUUUGUACUUCUUUCUUGUGAAAUGGUGAACUUUUGCAUGGUGCUGGGAUGUUCAAGCAGGACAAGGAAAGGACAAGCAGUUAGUUUUCAUCGCCUACCAAUAAGAGAUUUGGAGCGUUGCAAACAGUGGCUACAGGCUAUCAAUCAUCCGAAUUUUGGAGAAGACACAGCCAUGGAAGGCAUACAACUGAAGAAGGUUUGCAGCUUCCAUUUCAAGCCGGAAUAUUUCGUAUUAAAUGUCCUGGGAACGAAGAGAGGAGCUCUUUUGAACACCGCAAUUCCGUCAAUAUUUACCGUUCCAUAUGACGAUGAACAGCCCGGCAUGUCUACAACUAGCAGCGCUAAACGCAUGUGCCUGGAGACUCUAACAACGUCUGCUGCAGCUUUGUUCUCGUCGUCAGAAGAUGAGGAAGACCAGUCAGCGCCAAUGAAGAAUCCUCCCUCUGGCAGAGCACAGUUUUCACCAGGCCUCGAUACCAGUGCCAGUAGCCUUGCAGUUGGUCAAACCGACGAAAGCUAUCGGUCUGAAUCAACCCUCACCCCCACAUCGGCGUCGUCAUCAGAGGAUGAAGGUGUAAAGGACUGGCUUGAAAAGAAGAUUAUUGUCAAUGAAUCCAGCUUCAUGUCAUUAUUCAAAUUUUGCCAGAUGUGUGGGAAACCGAUUUCAUCGAAGACCAUCUUUGAUUCUGGGGCACAGAGGAGGGUGAAAUGGAUGUGUCUUGGGGGCCAUUCUGGGACCUGGACAUCUUCACCUGACGUAAGAGGAAUGCCAGAGGUUAAUCUCCUUUCAGCUGCAGCUGUUCUGUUCAGGGGCGGCACAUACACGGAACUCUCAGACUGGUGCCAAACCAUGGGACUCCAAAUGAUUGGAACAACUACGUUUUAUAACAUUCAGAAGGCGUACUUGCACCCUGCUAUUGAGAACGUGUAUAGGGAGAAAAGAACAGAACUCUUGGCAAGAGUUUAUUUGGAACAGGAAGAUGGGAAGAGGCCACAUUUGGCAGGUGAUGGCCGAUGUGACUCGCCAGGCUUCAAUGCAAAAUACUGCCACUACACCUUUAUGUUGGACGACACAAAGGAGAUACUCCACACAGAACUGGUGCAGCCUCGCUGA